Pundamilia nyererei is the source of this 1016-nucleotide messenger RNA. It is a transcript of the gene ube2v2, whose product is annotated as ubiquitin-conjugating enzyme E2 variant 2. The record is from RefSeq and is a predicted model, not a curated record. NCBI's taxonomy places the organism in Eukaryota, Metazoa, Chordata, Actinopteri, Cichliformes, Cichlidae. The coding region runs from base 1 to 483 and encodes 160 amino acids. The transcript is spliced from 4 exons.
AUGGUACCAAGCAAGUUAAAGGCCUACUGUAAGAGCACAGAAUCUGAACCACACGAGGCAAGAGUUAAAGUCCCACGCAAUUUUCGCUUGUUGGAAGAGCUUGAAGAGGGCCAGAAGGGCGAAGGCGACGGCACAGUCAGCUGGGGCCUGGAGGAUGACGAAGACAUGACUCUCACACGAUGGACAGGCAUGAUCAUCGGACCAGCGAGAACCAAUUACGAGAACAGGAUAUACAGUCUGAAAGUGGAAUGUGGACCUAGAUACCCAGAGACAGCGCCGACCGUUAGAUUUGUAACAAAAAUUAGCAUGAAUGGGAUAAAUAAUUCCAACGGGACGGUGGAUUCACGUAGCAUACCAAUAUUAGCAAAAUGGCAGAAUUCUUAUACCAUUAAAAUUGUUCUUCAAGAGUUAAGGCGUCUAAUGAUGUCCAAAGAAAAUAUGAAGCUUCCACAACCACCAGAAGGACAGACCUACAGCACUUAAUCGUAAUGGAUUGUUUCGACCCUCUGUCUUAAACCUUACUCUCUUAGAAAUAUUGUGUAAAAUCAUCAUGAGGUUCACUUCGCACAUCAACAGUAUCGUCUGCAAGAGCAAGAUUGGACUUUCUUAUUACAUAGCUCAUUCAAAAAAAUGGAAAAAAAGUCCCUGCAGUUAAGCACUGAAUAGAUAGUAAAAAGACUACAAGACCACACUUAUCUGCCUAUAAUAAAGUUUCUUUGACAAUGACUUUUGUGUUUUGACCGGUUCCAGCUUGAGUAGGCUUGAAGAGGGAAGCAUGAUGCCACAUUGAGGCUGUACCAGAGUCCCAGUACUUUUGUUUAAAUGGCUUGAAGUAAAAGGCAAGAUUGGGGGGAAGGGUAUGAAGGCAUGUUCUGUAACUAAUACCUAGUCAAAGAGAAGCCACAUUUUUGAGAUGUUAGUAAAAUUUAGCAGGUUCUUUGAAAUAUCAUGCAGAUCGCUGAAUAUUGAAUACUGUGGCUGUAGUCUAAAAGUAGUGUCACAAGGUAAGAAAGAUU